This is a messenger RNA of Botrytis fragariae, 693 nucleotides long. Its product is annotated as putative superoxide dismutase protein. The transcript has 3 exons. Gene Ontology annotation, molecular function: metal ion binding; superoxide dismutase activity. The coding region runs from base 1 to 693 and encodes 230 amino acids. The record is from RefSeq and is a predicted model, not a curated record. Lineage: Eukaryota; Fungi; Ascomycota; Leotiomycetes; Helotiales; Sclerotiniaceae. Gene Ontology annotation, biological process: superoxide metabolic process. Gene Ontology annotation, cellular component: mitochondrion.
AUGUCCACCACACUUCUUCGCACAUCUACCGCAGCUCGUGCUGCUCUUAGAGCCAGCUCUUCUAAACGAGCUGCCUCAAUGGCAAGCACAAGCUUCAUCCGUGGAAAGGCUACUCUUCCAGAUCUCCCAUAUGACUACGGUGCGCUCGAACCCUCGAUCUCCGGUAAGAUCAUGGAGCUUCAUCACAAGAACCAUCACCAAACCUACGUUAACAGCUUCAACGCUGCGAGCGAGCAAGUCGAAGCCGCUACAUCUAAGGGAGAUAUUGCUGCUGCCAUUGCAUUACAACCCCUCAUCAACUUCCACGGAGGUGGACAUGUGAACCAUAGUUUGUUCUGGGAGAAUUUGGCACCAAGUAAGAAUGGUGGUGGUGGAGAGCCCACAGGUGCUUUGAAGACUGCCAUUGAGACCAGCUACAAAGAUUUCUCAUCCUUCAAGACGAAAUUCAACGCAGCUUUGGCGGGCAUCCAAGGAAGUGGAUGGGCGUGGUUAGUCAAAGACAACGAGACUGGUCAAGUUCAAAUCAGAACAUAUGCAAACCAGGAUCCAGUCGUAGGCAAGUACACUCCAUUAUUGGGUGUUGAUGCUUGGGAGCAUGCGUACUAUCUUCAAUACCAAAACAGAAAGGCAGAGUAUUUCAGUGCUAUUUGGGAUGUAAUUAACUGGAAGACUGUGGAGAGCAGAUUGAAGUGA